GUGAAGUGCAGAAGCCGGUCGAAAGGGAGUGAUCCUCCUCACCGUCGUCUAACCGUCCUGUACAUCCUUGUGUGUACGAAUCUCCAAAUGCUGUGACUCAAUUGAACCCCACAGAUUCUCUAGUGUUUUGUAGAACAAAGGACAACCAGAUAUAAAGCACAGUGAUGGCGACCUACCAGGAGUUCAUCCAACAAAACGAAGACAGGGAUGGAGUGAGAUUCAGCUGGAACCUCUGGCCUUCUAGCCGUUUGGAAGCUACCAGGCUAGUGGUCCCCGUCUCCUGUCUCUUCACACCUCUCAAGGAGAGGCCUGACCUACCUCCAGUUCAGUACGAACCAGUCCUUUGCAGCCGAGCCAACUGCAAGGCAGUGCUCAAUCCACUAUGUCAAGUUGACUUCAGGGCAAAAAUAUGGGCUUGCAACUUCUGCUUCCAGAGAAACCCAUUUCCUCCCUCUUACGCAGGCAUUUCAGAAGUGAACCAGCCAGCUGAACUCAUGCCACAGUUUUCUACCAUUGAGUACAUAGUGCAGCGUGGACCCCCAGCCCCUCUGAUUUUCCUUUAUGUGGUAGACACAUGCUUGGAAGAGGAAGACCUCCAGGCUUUGAAAGAGUCCUUGCAGAUGUCCCUCAGUCUUCUGCCACCCAACGCCCUGGUGGGCCUCAUCACAUUUGGGCGCAUGGUCCAGGUCCACGAGCUCAGCUGUGAGGGGAUUGCAAAGAGUUAUGUGUUCAGGGGUACCAAGGACCUCUCCUCCAAACAGAUUCAGGAGAUGCUGGGUCUAACAAAGCCAGGAGCAGCAGGACAACAAGGGCGCCCACCUGUACCUCAGGAUGCUGGACCCUCUUGCAAGUUUCUUCAGCCUGUGCACAGAGUGGACAUGAAUCUGACAGACUUGCUCGGUGAGCUGCAGAGAGACCCAUGGCCUGUUCCUCAGGGCAAAAGACCGCUUCGCUCCACUGGUGUUGCACUGUCUGUUGCUGUUGGUCUGCUGGAGGGCACAUACCCCAACACAGGGGCCCGUGUGAUGCUGUUUAUUGGAGGACCUCCUACUCAGGGCCCAGGCAUGGUGGUUGGAGAUGAGCUGAAAACCCCCAUCCGCUCAUGGCAUGACAUCCAGAAAGACAAUGCUCGCCAUUUGAAGAAAGCCACCAAGUACUAUGAAGCCAUGGCAAACCGCUCAGCAGCAAAUGGCCACAGUAUUGAUAUCUAUGCUUGUGCUCUGGACCAAACUGGACUGCUGGAGAUGAAGUGCCUGUCUAAUCUCACUGGAGGGCACAUUGUGAUGGGAGACUCCUUCAAUACAUCCUUGUUCAAACAGACCUUCCAGAGGGUCUUUAGCAAAGAUUACAAUGGAGACUUCCGCAUGGCCUUUGGUGGCAUCUUAGAAGUUAAGACAUCAAGGGAAGUGAAGGUUUGCGGUGCCAUUGGACCGUGUGUCUCACUCAACUCCAAGGGUUCCUGCGUUUCAGAGAAUGAGAUGGGUGUUGGUGGCACAAGCCAGUGGAAAAUGUGCAGUCUCAACCCAUCCACCACCCUGGGAAUGUAUUUUGAAGUAGUUAAUCAGCACAAUGCUCCAGUCCCCCAGGGAGGUCGAGGGGUGAUCCAGUUUGUAACCCAGUACCAGCACUCCAACACACAGAGGAGGAUACGGGUCACUACCGUUGCCAGAAACUGGGCAGAUGCACAGUCCCAAAUCCAGCACAUUGAGUCAUCAUUUGACCAAGAAGCAGCUGCUGUGCUCAUGGCUCGUCUGGGGGUCUUCAGAGCAGAGUCAGAGGAGGGACCUGAUGUCCUCCGUUGGCUUGACAGACAGCUCAUCCGCCUGUGUCAGAAGUUUGGCCAGUUCAAUAAAGAAGACCCUACAUCAUUCAGGCUGUCAGAGUCUCUGUCCCUCUACCCACAGUUUAUGUUCCAUCUGCGGCGGUCACCCUUCCUGCAGGUCUUCAAUAACAGCCCUGAUGAGUCGUCAUAUUAUAGGCACCACUUUGUCAGGCAGGACCUGACCCAGUCUCUGAUCAUGAUCCAGCCCAUCCUCUACUCAUACUCCUUCUAUGGACCACCAGAGCCUGUUCUCCUGGACAGUAGUAGCAUCCUGCCAGACCGAAUCCUUCUGAUGGACACGUUCUUCCAGCUGGUUAUUUACCAUGGAGAGACCAUAGCACAGUGGCGAAAGGCAGGCUACCAGGAAAUGGCAGAGUAUGAGAACUUCAAACAACUGCUGCAGGCUCCUCUGGAUGAUGCUCAGGAGAUCCUACAGACACGUUUUCCCAUGCCACGCUACAUUGACACAGAGCAUGGAGGCUCUCAGGCUCGCUUCCUGCUCUCAAAAGUUAACCCAUCACAGACCCACAACAACCUCUACACAUGGGGACAGGAGACAGGAGCACCCAUCCUCACUGAUGACGUCAGCCUGCAGGUCUUCAUGGACCACUUGAAGAAACUGGCUGUUUCCAGCUCUGCAUAAAUGGUCUACCAUAAAGGGAGGAGUGAUUUGACAUUCCCAUCCCUAUACUGGGAUCCAUUAACAUUUCCUUGUCAUUGUAAAGGAGCUAAACCCAGAGAUUCUAUUGUAUUUGCUUGUUUGAUUCUACUUUUCCCUUCCUGGAGUUUUAUGUGACAUAUUCCAUACUGCUAAAUGAAAAGAGAAAACUGUGCAUUCCUAACAAGAAAACAAAUGACAUUUGUAGUCCUUUUCAAUAACUUAUUUAUGGAAAAUGCUCCACAGCCAAACUGUCCUUAUGUAAGCAAUUUCAGAUUAACUAAAGCUCUUUUAUAUUUGAUAUAGCCUCUGACAUGAAGAAUGAUUAGAAAAUUAAUUUAAUUUUUUGUGUACGUUCAUUUGUUUGUCUAGAAGUAUGUCAGUCUUUUUUUGAGAAUGCUGUUAAAUAUGCCGCUUAUAUGUGUUUGCUUUGUCUAUAGCUUGAACUGACAUGUCUAGAACAUUCGCACCAAUAAAUUAAGAUGGUAUCUGUAAUGUGGGGUUACCAAAUGUUCACAGGGCCAGUUGAGCCUCACACCAAUUGCUCUGUAAUCAGAAUUCAUUUGACAGGAAUUUAUUGAGAUAAAUGUGGAUUAAACUUGAAGUGUUUUCCAAGAAAAUUCCUUCUACAUACUAAGGAUUAAUGUUCUGAUGAAUGGGAGUCAAUCCCAUCAACUCAAGUGACUCUGUUUUCAAUGACGAACGUUUUGAUUUAUUUCCUAUUUGGACUUUAUAGGUCACUCCCAAUGGUUUAGUCCUCUCAUCUUGUCUCAUUCACCAUCUGGUAAUUUGCUCCCGACAACUGCCCAAGUAUCUUUGUAAUCAAACUUUAAUAUACUGUAAUGCUGUAUUUACAGGACAGUUGGGUUUUUUUGGAUCUUGUCUGGAUCUUGAUUCUAUCCAUAUAAAGGCCUGUCAA
This is a messenger RNA of Cheilinus undulatus (humphead wrasse), 3399 nucleotides long. It is a transcript of the gene sec23b, whose product is annotated as SEC23 homolog B, coat complex II component. Gene Ontology annotation, molecular function: zinc ion binding; GTPase activator activity. The transcript is spliced from 19 exons. The coding region runs from base 165 to 2465 and encodes 766 amino acids. Gene Ontology annotation, biological process: intracellular protein transport; COPII-coated vesicle budding; COPII-coated vesicle cargo loading. The record is from RefSeq and is a predicted model, not a curated record. NCBI's taxonomy places the organism in Eukaryota, Metazoa, Chordata, Actinopteri, Labriformes, Labridae. Gene Ontology annotation, cellular component: COPII vesicle coat; endoplasmic reticulum exit site.